CAUGGCGGCGGGGAGGCGCCGCCCGCCCUCACCGCGCUGUGGUAACGGCGCCGCGCUUGGCGGCAGUGCCGUAAGGCGCCGCGGGCGGCGGAGCGGGGCCGCCAUGGACCGGAGGAAGAAGCCGCUGGACGUGGCCGCCUCCUCGCUGGUAGACCUCAAAGCAGAACUCUUCCGAAAGCAAGAAGAAUUCAAGAAAGAAAAGCUAUUGAAAGAUGCUGGCAUCUUUGCAAAGCCCAAACCCCUUAAUAAGAAACCAAGUAUCUGGAACAAACAAAACACAGGAGUUGCAAAUCGAGCUGAGAAAGAUGUUGAGCAGAAGGCAGAAGAGGAUCAAACGUUAGAUAAAUCAAGGAAGAAACUAGAAGAGAAAGCCAAGCUGUACGAGAAGAUGACAAAAGGCGACUUCCCAGAUGAAGAAACUGAAGAUUUGUACCUAGUGGAUUUCACUCAGAAGAUCAUAGACAAACAGCGAGAAGUACAGGAACUGUAUCAGAACGAAGCUGCUAAAAAGACUUUAGAAAAAGAGAUGGAUGAUGAGGAGACUGAACCAGAAAUGGAAAUACCACCACCAGAGGACCCAGACGAAGAAUGGGUUGAUUAUGUUGAUUCCUUAGGCCGAUCUAGACGCUGUAUGAAGAAGGAUUUACCAAGUCUGCUUAAAAUGGAUCAGGAACUUCAAGGGAAAAGACUAGACCCUGAUGGGAAUACUCUGCUAUCUGAAGAUAUGAAGAGAGAACUUCAGAGACAGCAGUGGGAAAAAGAAGAAGAAGAAGCCCUCAGAAAACCCAUGGGACCCAUACAUUAUGAGGACAUCAGAGAAAAUGAGGCCAGGCAGCUUGGUGUUGGUUACUUUGCCUUUUCUCGUGACCAAGAGCUUAGACAUAAACAACGGGCAACACUGGAUAUGCUGAGAGAGCAGACACUUGAUCAAAGAACUAAACGUGAACAGAUAAAAGAAAAAAGGAAGGCAGCUCUAGAAGCCAGGCUGUCUAAACUUCGAGCACGGAAGGUUAAGAAAUUAAGGGAAGAUGGGUUAGAGGAAGAGGCAGCAAAACUGGAGAACGGAGAGGUGAAAGAUGCUACUGGUCCAGUACAAGCUGAACAGGAGGCUCCGAGAGCUACCUCAGCAAGUAGAAAGGUAGAGGUUGUCAUCCAGGAGAGAAGAGAUACAAAGCCUGGCGUGCCUUAUGUCCGUGAGUGGGAUAAAGGCAAAGAACUGAUGUUUGGACAAUGGUCAAAGAAGCAGGAAGAACUCAGAGAUGAACGAGAUCCAGAAUUUGCACCACCUUCUGAUUAUUUUGUGGGACAAAAGAAAGAUGAUGAUUACAAAAGCCAGAACUUGAACAGUCCUAAAACCACCUUUGAAAAGCCGGAACCAGAAGCUUCACAGAACCAGCAGAAACCAUCAGUGCAGGCUGACACCAGCAGCACUGCAGUUGUGCCACCGUCAGUGCAAGCUUACAGCAAUGAUGUUCAAGAUAAAUCAGCAUCAGCGGAGGCCUCUGGCAGCGACAGUGAAGACGGGUCAACAUCAGAGACUGACAGCAGCGAUGAUCAGGAGGGGCUGUCGUCAGCGCACGCUUACACCUGUGGUGCUCAAAACAUGCCGCCACCAAUGCACGCUUACGGCUAUGGUGCUCAACAUGUGCUGCCACCAGUGCAGCCGUACGGCUACGGCAUUCAUGAUAUGCCAUUUCCAAUGCAGACUUACGGCUACGGCGCUCAGCACAUGCUGCCACCAAUGCAGGGUUAUGGUUACAGCGCUCCAGAUGUGCCAUUUUCAAUGCAGGCCUAUGGCUAUGGCACGCAGGAUGUGCUGCCGCCAGGGCACAGCUGUGACUGCAGUGCUCAAGACGUGCCCCCACCGGGGCACACCUGCGACUGCAGCACCCAAAAUUUGCAGCCGCCGGGGCACACCUGCGACUGCAGCACCCAAAAUUUGCAGCCGCCGGGGCACACCUGCGACUGCAGCACCCAAAAUUUGCAGCCGCCGGGGCACACCUGCGACUGCAGCACCCAAAAUUUGCAGCCGCCAGGGCAGAGCUGCGACUGCAGCACUCAAGAUGUGCCACCGCCUGGGCAGUCAUACAGUGGUGACACUCAAAAUCAAGCACCACUUUACCAAAGUUUAGAUGAUAUGCUGUCUUAUUACAGACAAGUGACUUGAACUGAGCAAAAUAAUAAAUAAGAAUUGUAAUUUAAAGAACUAAAAUCAAAUUAUCUGUCGGCAAGAAUAUUUUCCUACAUCUGGGAAAAAUAGAUAUCUGUAAGUAGAUCGAAAUAAAUCUCCUGGAGACCUAAGCAAUGUUACAUCACAGCUGUACUUUUUCCCUGUUGGUUCUCUUUUUUUUUUUCCCCUCUAUUAAAAUUCUUUAGCAUUGCUUAUCUAGUUUAGUAUAUGUUUUUAUUCUUUUCCACUAAUGCCUGAACUUUGGGGUAUAGCUUCUGGUUUGGAGGUACUACAAGUUCAGUAAUAUCUGUAGAAACAGUAUGGAAAGGGCAGGAGCAGGCUUUCUGCUGCUAAAUACAAACGUUUUAAGGAAUGUUACCUACAUAAUCUCCUGACUUCAGAGACGGGAAGUACAGAAUGUUAUCUAGUGAUAGUUGUGGCGAGUACUCCGCAUGGUCAUAAUGCCUUCUGCAUUCCUGAGGUCUGUAUAUAACUUGUAAUUCUGUGAAGCAGAUCAGAGUUGGAAAGAGGCACUGCAGAAAUCAAUAAAUAAUGAUGGUAAGACUAAGAAUAAAAGCUUCAGUGAAGUAGAAGCCUUGACACCUGAAAUUGCUGUCUUACUGGUUUAGAAAAUGCUCUUAUUGUUCGAGUACAUUCUUCUUGCAUUGUAUAUGCGGCUUUAUUUUAUUUAAUACUUUUUCUUUCCUAAAAGCUGUUAAUUGUGGUGAUUUUAUAUAUAAAAGCAGCCUGACCUCUACCAAACAAGCUUUUUUAUUUCAGAAUCUCAGGAAAUGACAGUAAUACGUACUUACCAUUUAGAAAAUUUUGAUUUCUGAAGGCAAUUUAAAUACCUCCUAUUUGUAUUUUAAAAGCUCAUAAAAGCUAGAAAAGUGUGCUAGAAUGGGCAAUUCCAUAGAUUGUGUAAAUUUAAAUGGCAGUGAUGUUCUCAAAGUAAUGGACAUUUGAACCAAAUACCAAAGCGGGCAGAGACACAGAUAAGGUGCUACUCUUAGGUGUGUCAGUGGGAUCUCAGGCUGUUCUGCAAAGCCUGGUGAACAGCAAUGUCCCUACCACAGCAAAAAGCAGUGCUCAGGGUCACUGAGCAAACUUGUCAGCAUGCAGAACACAUUCACUGUCCCCAAACUAUGUUUUAACCUCCGCUAUUAAACACACUUCCAUCUCUCUUCUUCCUAUAUUGCUUACAGCAGAAAUAACACCCUGCAAGAGCACCGGUGGUACCAUUUUAAAGGCACAAAAUACUACAGUCUUUUUAUUGCUACCAAAUGGUUAAGAGACUGGAGCUUUACGAUGACUUUGGGUUUCUGUUUCUCUGAACAGACCUAGAAUUUCAGGAUAGUAUGACUAUUAAUGGCAACAUCCGCAGUACUACUUUUUUGCUGCUGCUGACCUGAAUUCAGCUGGUGAGCUUAGCAUUAGGGGUUUACAUUUCCUCCUUUCCUUGAAUCUCUUCAGUAUGAAUAAAGAAUCUGAACAUAAAUAAUGAUUUUAUACUGAUGACUAAGAGGAAGAGGUUAUAAAUCAGUCUGUUUUUACCAGAUGUGACAGCAUCAAAGCACAGUUUUUUUUCCUGCCAACUUUGGUUCAACCUCAGGUUAGUCAAUAUCCACGAGGUGGCACUCUAAUCUUACAAAUUUGCCAUAGGAAACUACCAGUAUAAACCCGUUUACUGCUAUUUAUUUCAUAGUAAUGUUGAAAUACUCCGUGAUGACCCUGAUCCCAGGAGAAAUUUUUCAAACUUUGUGUCACCCCACAUUUAAUUCUGAGUUUAAAACAGUUGCACUGUGCUUCAGCAGCUUUCUUCCAUAAAGAUAAGAAGCUGUCAGAACACAGUUUCAAGAAGCAAAUUGCCUUGGUUUUUUUGCACAUUGAUUGAAGGCAAUAAUAGAAGCAAGAGGUGGAAGGAAAAGGUGUAAUUUUAAGUCAUUGAGUUUGUGCAAUCCUGUUAGAUGUGUACAUAAUUGUAGGAUUGCAUGUCAGAAUUAACCCCACUUGAAUAGAAGUGAAGCAUUUUAAGGAUGUUUUGGGUUGUGUACUUAAUGCCUUCUUAGCCACUCUGUCUAGAAUCACAAUACGUUGCAAUUAUUUGUAAAUUAGGCCUCAGAAUGGUAUUCUGAAGUCAGAUUGUAACAUUGACCCUGUUUUGCAGGAAAAAAAUUUAAAAAAAAUGCAGAGGCAAGGUCACAAAGCAAGUCUGUGGCACCGCAAAAGUUCAAACCCAGUUCUCCAGUCUGGCUGACUUAUGCUAGAGAUGUUUCGUAUUUAAGACCUCACAUGAAUCUGUGAGUAUGAUUCAGAGUAGGGUAUGAUUUUCUUGGAGCUGAACUAACCCCAAAGAGUGGGCAAAGCAUUUAAAACUUUAGAGCAUGACUGGAAUUCAUUAUGGCGAUCAUAUCCCUUUGAUGGCUUUCCCUAUAAACAAAGUUUGUAUCUAUCCUGCUACUACUUUAAUCGUCUGUAUUCAUUUCCUGCUGCGCUCUGGGCUUUGUUUUUUCUGUGCCCUUGAGACUAGGGGUAGUUUUAUGUAUGUGUGUGAUGUAAGAGCUGUACUGUCUUUGCAUUAGUUUAACACCGAGCUGGAGCUGCACUAAGGAAUGAAUGCCAUUUUUAACAGUACUAUGUAAAAACUCAUGAUCAAAGUGUUCCUUUGUCAGCUUUAUUUCCAUGGCCUAAUAUUAAACAGGAGGACUCUUGCCAGGAAGGCAGUUCAGUGUCUACAUUUUUAAUGUAGACUUCCCCAGGAGGUACCAGUGGUGGCUCAUGUUGCCUUCGGUUCACUCCACAGAGCCAGGGACAGGGCCUGGCUCUUGGGCAACAUAUCUAAGGCAUCUUUGUCCCACGUCUUUAUGUAAGUAUUGUUUUGAUAUGCAAGUUAUCUUUGUCCAAAAUGCAGAAGAUGUUCAGGCAUGCUUGAAUUUCAACCUUCACCUGCCCCUGGCUGGCAGGACUCAAUCUGAUCUCCAGAGAAACCCCUUUAGAGCAGACAAUUUUCUCUGUGUCACCAAAGACUGAAUUUCCUCCCCUUGGAGGGAGGGAUCUGGAUCUGGCAGUGAACUAUGAGCAUGUCAGCUAAGGCUCCUAGAAGGGGUAGAAAGUAACUGGCUGCAGUUCUGUAAUGUUAGAGGCAGACACUACAUGCAUCAAAUUGCCCUUGUCGGCUGUUUUUGAUACAAAUGGCUCUCCAAAUCCUUCAGUGGCCAAGGCCUUGUACUGAUACCAGUUGUAUCAAGAGUUCUAAAAUUGUUAAGUUCCUGUGCUGUUAGAUCCUAAUGUUUCACAACUUGUAGUAAAAUUGGGCCAAGAUCUUCCCCCUUCUCCCUUUUUUGGUCUGUUGAAGUGUCUAAAACUUACAUCCUACCUUGUCCUGUAAGACCCAAGAUACUGACUUUGCAUCUUAAAAGCAGUUAAAGAUGUUAAAAACAGGCAAGAACAAAUGUAAAAAUACUAAGAGCAUAUGAAUGAUUACAUUUAUUUUCCCCUCUGUCAAAGAUACGGCCUCAAGUGGGCCAUUGAAACUUGAAUUUUCAUGAAGAUUCCAUUGAAAUUUAACGGUUCUAGCUGGAAGUUUACUUUGUAAUUAAGAAAGUGCUUUGCUUGCUUUCUCUAAUUAAACAAACUAAAAUUCCUUUUUCACAGUUAUAAAGUAAACGCUAUUCUCAGUAAGUAUCUAAAAGAAAAAUAACUCCCAUACUUCUAGAAAGUUUAAAAUACGUUUAGCCCCAUUUAAGGAGAGGGAUCUAGGAGAUGGAGGAGGUUGCUCUGGCGCUGUGCUGCCAGCCCAGCACUAUCUCCUGUCAUGAUUUCAACUGAUAGACAGAGGUGCCAGAUCAUGGUCAGCCAUCACCCCCCACACUCAGUGAUUGUGGUGCUUUGACCUUUAAGUGCAAAGUGCCUGAAACCUGAUGUAUAUUUAUGGUAACGUGGGCUUUUGCUGAUAGAAGUCUUGUAUGGCUACAAUAAAGGGUGCUGUUCCCUGGCCUUCCAGCUCAGAUUGCAGCUGUGACCAGAAUUCAGAGAAUGGUCCUUCUGCUUGUAUCACUCAGAGGCUUCCAGGCUGUAUGCAGCGGUGCUAACAAACACCAUUCAGUGCUUAGCCUGUAUCUUUUGCUGUCUAUUGCAGGGCGUUCCUGCCCGAUACCUUUCUUAAAAGCAUCUUGGUCACAGACCAAUGUCUGGUUGCUUCACAAUAGUUUGCGUUCAGCUCGCCUUUUGACUGGAACAGGUAUUAAGAAUUUUAAACUCCCACUCCUAGAUUUCACAUAAUUUCUCUAGUUUAAGUGAGCCGUUCAUCACGUUUUAGCCUUGCUGAAGCUUUUUAAUAAAGCAUGUUAAACACAAAGGGCUCAUUUGGAAACCUUUUCAUUCCCUUUCUUAUCAUUUGUUGCUCUUCGCUGGGUUAACGGAAGCAGUUGCUGCAGCACUAGGUAUGAAGAUAGCUGUGAAUUACACUCUUCUACCACUGGCUUCCGCAGACAGAGACAGAGCUGGUGCUCAGUCAGAGUUUUUAUUCCAGUCCUUUUAACAUAGUCACCUUGGUAGUAGUUUUGUACGCUCCACAUCUCAUUACAGAGGUCAGAGGUUUCCAGAAAUACUUAAAGCUGUGAUCUGGUACUUGCUGUCUUGCAAAGCUCCACUAAAAUAGGAAUACCUGGGAGGCAAGCAGAAUACUGCAUAUGAUUGUUAGUGUUUGAAGAAGAAAACGGUGUUUUUUUCUGCACAGAAAGAAUUACCCAGUCAUUUAUCCUAGCCAUAGAAAAUACCAAGAAAGGAGAGAAGGAAUGUUGCCCUUCAACAAGAAUGUGUUCGUGUAUCUUUUUUGAGACAGAGGCACCAGCCUUUGUCAGAGUAUUUUUCCUUUUUUUAAAGCAAAAAUACGUACAGAGAGAGACAGAAAAUGGGCAUUUUUUGUAGAAAAAAAUAUCUGCAUUUUGGGUGAAAAUCUUCCAAGGUUGCUUACAAUGACUCAUUGCAAUGUCUAGUUCAGAGCCACUUUCGCUUUAAGGGGAGCGUACACAGUACCACAAAUCCAAGCUACAAUACUACAAGAGUUCUCAUGAAAUAAUUUUCUAUCAAUGGAAAUUCUGGGUAGUGUUGAAGAUGCCUCAAACUAGGUAUGAACUGAGCUAUGUAAAUAUUGAUACCCUCUCAUGAUUACAGAGGGGGUUUGCAGUCAUAUUUUCUUCACGUAUGGUUGGAAAUCUUCAAUGUUGCACAUUUCCACCUUCAAGCAAGAUCUGAAGCAAGUUUAUUAUCCCUGAUAACUCAGCUUUGUUCUUUGCUUGCUCAGCCUCCCCGAGCACUUUGAAUUCGCAGUUUCAUUCAUCUGUGCUUCCCAGCCUGAAAUGGCACACAAUGUACUUCCAUGGCGUAGCUGGCAGCGUUUUGCUGACGUGUGAAUUAUUUCUUUGAGCUUCCUGAAGUCGAAGUGCCUGCUUCUUUGAAAAUCAUGUG
Molecule: messenger RNA, 7639 nt
Organism: Cygnus olor (mute swan)
Lineage: Eukaryota; Metazoa; Chordata; Aves; Anseriformes; Anatidae
Gene: CCDC174
Product: coiled-coil domain containing 174
Exons: 11
Coding region: 2-2167 (721 amino acids)
Cellular component (GO): nucleus
Source: RefSeq, a predicted model, not a curated record